CGCGUCCGUCGUCCUCGUCGCGCUUGGCAGUGAGCUCUGCCCCAGACAUAUACACAUCCAUUCCGAUAUCCCGUCCCAAGCCUCCAUCCCCGUCCCAAGCACUCCGCCCCCUUCCGUCGUGUCCACUACCCCCGAGGCCCUGAGGUUCCCAUCUGUGCAUACCUGACCACACCGUUGUUUCUCGAAUAAUGCCAGAAGCCGACAUCACCCGCAAGCGCUCCCGAUCGCCCUCGGACAGCGACCAGCCCAAACACAAGCGUGCCAACACUGGCGUUUCGAAUGACUCCCAUCGCUCGAGCCACUCUUCUGCCGUGGCCGGUGACGUGAAGAUGGAAUCUCGCGCAGACGAUACUGCGGCCUCCACUCCCGAUGCUAAAGGUCCAUCCGACGCUGCAGCCUCCGGCGAUGGGGCGGAGUCCCGUGGUGAUUCUGCGACGGCUUCUACUGCUCCUGGGGGAACUGGCUCUGGCUCGACCCCUGCGGCCAACAUUCACAUGCGCUGUCUCAUCGUCACCCAGGAUGCAUCCAUCAUCAUCGGUAAGGGCGGCUCGCACGUCAACGAGAUUCGGGAGAAGAGCGGAGCGCGCGUCAUGGUGUCAGAGAGCAUUCCUGGCAACCCCGAGCGCAUCCUGAACGUCAGCGGUCCCCUGGACGCGGUGUCGAAGGCCUUCGGACUCAUUGUGCGGAGGAUCAAUGACGAACCCUUCGACAAGCCUUCUGUCCCUGGUAGCCGUGCGGUGACGAUCAAGUUCAUGAUCCCUAACUCUCGUAUGGGCUCCGUGAUCGGCAAGGGCGGUACCAAGAUCAAGGAGAUCCAGGAUGCAAGCGGCGCGAGGCUCAAUGCUAGCGAAGGCAUGCUUCCGGGCUCUACGGAGCGUCUGCUGAGCGUGUCUGGUGUUGCGGACGCGAUCCACAUCGCGACGUACUACAUCGGGAACAUCCUGAUCGAGGCGAAUGAGCGCAUGCCCUCCUCGAACCACUCGACCUAUCGCCCGACCAGCCAGUCGCGCCGCCCACCAUAUAUGGGCUCCUCCUACGUCCCGGGGUAUGCGCCAGCCGCAGCUGCAGCCGCAACGGCCCAUAACCCGUAUGCCGGCGGCCCCCCGUCCCAGCUGCAGACGCAGCAGAUCUACAUCCCCAACGACCUGGUCGGGUGUAUAAUCGGAAAAGGCGGUGCCAAAAUCAACGAGAUUAGGCACAUGAGCGCAAGCCAGAUCAAGAUCAUGGAGCCUGGCGCCGUUGGGGUUGGCAUGAACGGCGCGCCAGCCCCCGCGGGAAGCGAAGGCGAGCGGUUGGUCGUUAUAACGGGUCAGCCCGCAAACAUCCAAAUGGCCGUGCAGCUGCUGUAUUCUCGGCUCGAGCAAGAGAAGCAGAAGCAGCUCAGGCAGCAGACGACGCACGCGUAAGAGUGUGCUGCAGCAGUGUAUGUAUGCAAGUUUGUUUAGUAUGUCCUCCAUCCUCUUCUUCUAUGGUGGUCUAUGCGCGCCAUCAUAAUCUAUUCCUCUCGUCGAUCAACUCGUCUCGUCUUCGUUUCCACUAUUGUCAAUCCACUUGAGGCUCGUAUCCCCACGUUCCCCACCCCUUCAUCCCAGCAUCACUGCCAUCCCCUGUCUCACUUGCCUCACGUCUUGUCGUCUAACGUCGUCCUCCGCCUCCUGUAGUAUGCUCUCUGCUGCUAUCCUAUUUAAUCGGAAUCCGCAAUUUGCCCACCCUGUCGCACCCGCAUCUCGUUUGUCGCAGGCCUGAAUGUCUGCUGCUUUCGUGUCGUCGUAUCCCGCGUCGUUUUGACAUCAAGGGCCCAUGUUGUCGUCGGUCAUUCAUAGAGAAUAUGAUGCCUACCCCCAAGAGCUGAGUCGCUGCUACUAUAUGGCUUAUGUCCGCGGUAUGGUUACGCGUUGCAUCAAAGGUCGUGGGCUAGAUGCGCGACGUUCGAAGUGAAUUCUGGAUUACCUGGAUGCUGGUUUUGUGACGCGCUUCCGCGCCAGAUGUUGUCGGAGCACGCAAGCAAUCACGCACACAGUUCC
Molecule: messenger RNA, 2024 nt
Organism: Dichomitus squalens LYAD-421 SS1
Lineage: Eukaryota; Fungi; Basidiomycota; Agaricomycetes; Polyporales; Polyporaceae
Exons: 4
Coding region: 189-1406 (405 amino acids)
Biological process (GO): regulation of RNA metabolic process; regulation of gene expression
Cellular component (GO): nucleus; cytoplasm
Molecular function (GO): mRNA binding
Source: RefSeq, a predicted model, not a curated record